Molecule: messenger RNA, 1950 nt
Organism: Spodoptera litura
Lineage: Eukaryota; Metazoa; Arthropoda; Insecta; Lepidoptera; Noctuidae
Molecular function (GO): zinc ion binding; nucleic acid binding
Source: RefSeq, a predicted model, not a curated record
UCGAUAACUUUGUACUUAUUAUAUAUCCUGCGUUUCACACUCAUUUCGAGUUGUGCUGUUACAGUGUGCAAAAGUAUUUUAACUGCGAGAAACUACAAAAUAUCACCAUGUUGUACAAACUGCAUAAAAGCGGGGUCCUCACUGGAUCAUUAAACUGCUACUGCCUGGCAUGUGACACCUUCUUGACGACUCACCAAGAAGCUGAUCAACAUUUAGGGACGUCUCCUCAUCAGAAGAGCCUUCUCGCAAUCCCGUACUUAGAUAAAUUUAAAGAGGAACACAUAAGAAAGUUCCAAACGGGUUACUACUGCGAGUUUUGCAACAUAAUGCUCCCGACUGCUUCCAAAGUUAAUCUUCAUUUAACUGAAGACGAGCAUGUUACGAACAAGGGACUUUGCCUUCUGCUGCCAAGGGGCGGUGGUGUUGUGGCUUUUGACAACAUUUUUAUAGAAGAAAACGCAUGGCAUAGCCUUAUUGAUGGUGUUUGUUCAAUCUGCAAUGAAGAAUUUGAUGAAGGCGAGGAGCACAAAGCGUCCGCGAGACACUCUUUGAAUAUCGUCUUGAAAGAAAUUCGGUUUGGUACUGGCAAUGCCAUCUAUCGUCAGAUAGACGACACUUCUCUGCAAUGUGUAACUUGCAACAAGUUACUGGUUCCCGAUAAGUUAACCGCACACUUCGAUGACGCUCAGCAUCGCGAACUUUAUAACAAAUGUCGCAUCCUUACUAACGGAAUAGAUCACGAAACAGAAGCCAAAGCCAUAAAGGAAGAACAUCAAACAGCUGGAGGUUCACCAACUAUUGAGUUUAAAAGUGGAUUAAAACAAUCGAACAUCGACGCAAAUAAAUCCGCCGAAAGCAAAACUAAAAUACUUGAAUCGUUAACAAAAUAUCAAAGCGCAGGAAUCAAUAUUAAUUUGGAAAGAGAAACGGCUUACUGUAAAAAAUGCUCUGAAGUAGUUGAAUUCAACUAUGCAAAUAUAGAAAAGCAUAUAACUGACCAUUCCACAAACGCACCAGUUGAUACUACUUUGCAAUAUCCUUCAAAUCCGGACCAAAAUUUGAAUAGAGUCGACAUAAACGACAAGACUGCACAGCGGUCCGAAAUAAAUGAUGAAAUUGAGAGCAAAAUAAAAGCAUUGCAAGAGAAUUCAAAUGAAAAGGUUAAAUCAGACGAAGACGGAGACAGCAGCAAUGAGAUAGUUGAAAACGAAAAGGAAUUUGCAAAAAUUAAUAAAAUAACUUACAAUCAGAAUAACAAGCAGUCGUAUUGUCGAGUCUGUAAGGUUCACUUGCCGGCUAACUUGAAGUCGAUGAAAGAGCAUGUUGGAGGAGCGAAUCACAAGAAACUCGCUGACUCCUCUCCGACAUCCAAGUGCCAAAUACAAAGUCCUACAAUGUUAAUAAAGAAGAGAACUGGAGAUUUUAUUGACUCACUUUACGAUGUCAAUAGCCUGUUCGAUAGCCUUUCCAUUAUUAAUGAGGAAUACUGUGUCACCAAAAACAGUUUAGUAUUUUUGACGGCAAUCAAUUCGAGGAUGAGGUGCCUAUUAUGCGAAGUGACAUUACCCCCGUUUUCUGACACAGAUGAUCAUAUUAAGACAAGAAGGCACAUCACCAAAUUUCUUGAAGUCCCAGUCAUUGUGUCGGUGGAAAACGAAUUUAUUAGAGAGAUGCAUCCGGGCUUAUACCACUGUGCGUAUUGUGAGCUGGUCAUAACCGGCUGGGCAGACAUGGAAAAGCACUUGAAGUGCUCGGACCACCACGACAACAGGAGGAAAGGGGAACAACGUUUGAUUUCACGUCUACCAGGUUUACAAAACUAUAAAUUAGAGAAGGCAAUUGAAGCUAUGGCUAUAAGAAGGCUUUUCAACAUGUUUUAAACCAAAAUUUGUUUAUUAAAAUACCUAAAUAAACUAAGUAGGUGUAUGACCCGAUAUAAAGAAAUCAAAA